CGAGGAGGGGAGGAACUGUUUGGAUUCAGAGAGAUGAGGCCGAUGCAGCUGGACAUGUUGGCUGAGAUGGAGGAUCAGGGCUCGACAAUGGCGAUGGAUGUUGAUGAAGCUGACGCCAUGGAGAUGUUCGGUGAAGGACUUAUCUCCGCUGAGAGCAAGCUCGCCGAUGCCGAUUUCUUCAACAGCUUCGAGGAUGAUUUCGAUGACACUGACAUCAAUUGAUUCGAAUUUUUCUGCCGAUGUAUUUCCUCUAUUAGGGUUUCGAUUUGCCUUGAGAGUUCCGUCUCUUUGGGCUGCGAUCGUCUAUGUAAGUUUGAAGGAUCGGUAAUCUAUUACUUCUACUACUACUACUGAUCAUCAAUUUUCUCUAUCGAUUCCAUCUUUGUUGGUUUUCGUUGUC
Messenger RNA from Tarenaya hassleriana, 400 nucleotides. RefSeq names its product small acidic protein 1-like. The coding region runs from base 34 to 222 and encodes 62 amino acids. The transcript has a single exon. NCBI's taxonomy places the organism in Eukaryota, Viridiplantae, Streptophyta, Magnoliopsida, Brassicales, Cleomaceae. The record is from RefSeq and is a predicted model, not a curated record.